AAUCGUCUUCCACUUGUGAUAUUUCAGCCGUCCUCUCUGUGAAGUCACAUGGGCGCUUCAUCUGUCCCGUGACUUUUGUUUAAACAAAUUGAGAGGCAGGCGGUACAGUCCCAGCCGUGCGCGAUCAUAAUCUCUCGGUGGACCGUUACAUAAUAGAUUUAUGUUUUCAUUAGGUCUUGCUGUUUGUUGUUCAUAGUCAGGUCCACGGGGCACACGACGACUGCGCGCUCUUUGCCAUCCUUCAUGUCCCGGGGCCGGGGGGUUGAUCACGAGAUCUGAGGCUGCAACGAAAACUUUCGAAAGCAACUCGACAAGAUGCUCUGAUGAAACAUAUCGGUUUCAGGACAUCAUGCGUGCACAUUGUAAAAACGAGUAGUUUUGUUUACUUGUGGUUUGUGUUGUUUCUCCCUAAAAGCGGAAGUUAUACCGCUUUUAGAUUGGCGUCGCCGCAGUUGUUCAUAAGAACAGGUUCCUCUUUUCAGACCAUGGCAAAUGAGCACUCGCCUCUUCUUGUUCACAGGGUGUACAGCAUGAUGGGUGAUGCUGAAGAUUCCAGGGGUGGAUCAGCAGUGACAGGAGAGGCAUCCCCCAAAUCAAACCCCCGCAAACUCAACGCCGCCUUUGGCGUCAUGGUGCCCACCAUCCUCUCCAUGUUCAGUAUUGUGCUCUUUCUUCGCACAGGUUUUGUAGUGGGUCAUGCCGGUCUUCUCCAUGGUCUCCUCAUGCUGUGUGUGGCCUACUUCAUCAUCUCGUUGACAAUCCUGUCUAUAUGUGCUAUUUCAACUAAUGGAGCAGUGGAAGGGGGCGGGGCCUACUUCUUAGUCAUGAUCAGUCGUUCUCUGGGACCAGAGUUUGGAGGCAGUAUUGGCCUGAUGUUUUACUUGGCGAAGGUAUGUGCGUGUGGCGUUUAUGUACUCGGCCUGGUGGAGGCCAUACUGGACAUCUUUGGGAAGGAUCCAGGCUCUGCUGUGUCACAGGGGCUGCGUGUGUUGCCGCAGGGUUACUGGUACACCGUGUUGUACUCCUCUCUAGUUCUGUUGCUAUGUCUGGUGGUGUGUCUGGUUGGUGCUCACAUCUACGCCAAAGCCUCUUUUAUCAUUCUGCUGGUGGUGACGAUGUCACUGAUCUCUAUCAUCAUCAGCCCCCUGAUACUCAGUCCACAACGCUUCAACAUCACACACACAUACGGCAACAACCACACCGUCACUGUCAACCCCAGCUACACAGGAUUCAACGGCACUACAUUAAAAAACAACCUUGGACCGCAGUACUCUCUGGACUACAGUACCAACACAAUGAUGUCUUUCGCCACUGUAUUUGCUGUGAUGUUCACCAGCUGCACAGGCAUCAUGGCAGGAGCCAACAUGUCGGGUGAGCUGAAGAACCCCAGUGAGUCAAUACCUAAAGGGACCAUCAUUGCAGUGUCAUACACCUUCACUGUUUAUGUGCUUCUCUUCCUGCUCCUGAGCUCUACCUGUGACAGGUGCCGCUUACGACACUCAAGCCACAUGGAAAAACGUGAAAAUUUACAUAAUGCUUUGUUUUCCCUCUUAUUCAUCUCUCCCUUAUGCUUUCUGUCAUUUCCUGGUCUCUCUCUCAGGUUGUUGUUAAUCAAUGAUUACGCAGUGUUUCAGCGGGUGAGUGUGUGGCCUCCAUUCGUGACGAUUGGGGUGUACUGCGCGUCUCUCUCAGCUGCUAUGUGCUCCAUGAUAGGAGCUUCUCGAAUCCUCCAUGCGCUUGCUCUAGACCAGCUUUUUGGUCUGCCUCUGGCUCCGGCUGCUGUAACCUCCAGCUCUGGGAACCCGUGGGUGUCUGUGCUCUACACCUGGGGUCUGGUGCAGUGUACACUGUUUGCAGGACAACUGAAUGUGAUUGCUGGUAUUGUGACAGUGUUUUACCUGUUAGCGUAUGCAGCGGUUGAUUUGGCUUGUCUGGCUCUGGAAUGGGCUUCUGCUCCAAACUUCAGGCCAACAUUUCAGUUUUUUUCUCUUGGCACACGUUUGUUGGGCAUUGUAAGCUGUGUGGUAAUGAUGUUCGUGAUAAACCCAGUGUAUUCCUCAGCCAGUAUUGUGCUGCUGCUGCUCCUCCUACUGUUCCUGCACUACCGCUCUCCCACCAGCAGCUGGGGCUACAUCAGCCAAGCACUUAUCUUCCAUCAGGUGAGGAAAUACCUUCUGAUGUUAGACUCCCGUAAGGAUCAUGUAAAGUUCUGGCGGCCUCAGGUCUUACUGAUGGUGGCGAACCCACGCUCCUCCUGUCAGCUCAUCUGCUUCGUCAACCAGCUAAAGAAAGGAGGGCUGUUUGUUCUUGGGCAUGUGCAGAUUGGAGAUCUGGAUGUGUUGCCAGCAGACCCGGUGCAGCCACAGUAUAAUUUCUGGCUGAGUCUAGUGGAUAAGUUGGGUGUGAAGGCCUUUGUGGAUCUGACUCUCUCUCCGUCUGUCAGGCAGGGCACUCAACAUCUGCUCCGCAUCACUGGACUAGGAGGCAUGAAGCCGAAUACCCUGGUCUUGGGCUUCUAUGACAACUGCUAUCCAGAGGACUACUUCCUGCAGGACCCUGUCUUUUGCGAGGGGGAUAAUUUCGGGGUGGACCUUCCAUCCUUACAGGCUCACUUUCCACCCGUGCGCCACGCCGAGAGCCCUCGCGCUCUGCAGCCCGAGGAGUAUGUGAGCAUCAUCCAUGAUGCCAUAAAAAUGGGCAAGAACGUUUGUUUAGGCCGCUACUUUUUCCAGCUGCCGCCUGAGAGCAAAGGUGUUGCAUACAUAAGGGGAAAUGACAAUAUGGACACCGUUGACGUGUGGCCGACAAACCUACUGUCCCCAGGCAGUGCCAGUUACGCAGACGUGUCCAGUCUUUUCCUGCUUCAGAUGGCGUGUGUGUUAAACAUGGCCAACAGGUGGCGCCGUGCAAGCUUACGUAUAUUUGUCUGUGUGGCAUCAGAAUCGGGAGACCAGGGCUGGCUGGCCAAUGAGGAGCAGUUUAGAGAGUUGCUGGGAAUGCUGAGGAUUCGUGCCGCCAUUAAGAUUGUGGCAUGGGAUAACGUGGCACGCAUGUUUAGAGGGCCAAAUUCAGAGUCUCAAAAAGUGUCGGAGGAUUUCCUGUGUGCCGUGAACGCCUUGCUGAGAGAACACAGCUCUACGGCAGCAGUCCGCUUCCUGUAUUUGCCCCAUCCUCCCUCCAGUUCUGAGCUGUCACAGCAGUACCUGACGCAGCUGGAUACGCUGACGCGAGACCUGGGCCCAACUCUCUUGAUUCACGGGGUCACACCUGUCACAUGUACUGAACUCUGAGAAACAAUAACCAAAACAUGUUUGUGUGAUAGAGAGGAACAUCUGACAUGUUAGUGAGGGGACUACAAGUGUAUUUGAUUCCUAAUAUUCUCAAAUGGCGGAUGAUUUUGAGGACCAUAUUUCAUAAAUUGGUGAAUUAUGUGCUCUUGGUGAAAAUGUUAUUUAAAAACAGAUGGAUGGAGUUUGUGUUAUUGGUGAAAACUGCCGAAUCAUCGUGCGCAGUUAUUUUUGUGUUCUCCAUGCGCCUCUGUCUGUUCUCAUUAACAGUAAGUUUAGAGUUGGUGGAAAGUGAGUGCUUGCAUAUCCUGUGAUCCAUGUUUAUGUGUUUGUGAAAAGUGUGAA
Molecule: messenger RNA, 3632 nt
Organism: Sinocyclocheilus anshuiensis
Lineage: Eukaryota; Metazoa; Chordata; Actinopteri; Cypriniformes; Cyprinidae
Product: solute carrier family 12 member 9-like
Exons: 13
Coding region: 324-3290 (988 amino acids)
Biological process (GO): chloride ion homeostasis; cell volume homeostasis; potassium ion homeostasis
Cellular component (GO): membrane
Molecular function (GO): potassium:chloride symporter activity
Source: RefSeq, a predicted model, not a curated record